Silurus meridionalis is the source of this 1628-nucleotide messenger RNA. RefSeq lists its product as uncharacterized. Lineage: Eukaryota; Metazoa; Chordata; Actinopteri; Siluriformes; Siluridae. The record is from RefSeq and is a predicted model, not a curated record. Bases 96 to 1001 code for a protein of 301 amino acids. The transcript has 9 exons.
CUGUACAAAGCUGAGAUCCUUUAUCUCAAACAAGCCUGAGUUUGAAAACAGUAAAGCUUUUGAAAACACUUAAUAAAAUAGAACAUAAUAUCAUUAUGCCAUUUCUUCAGUUCAGGAGUUUGCAUUUGGGAGUCUACACCAUUGUGUUGCUUCUAACUUGUGGAGUUUUCACCACUUCUUUACAGCAGAUUAACAAAACUGCUUCGCCUGGUGAAACUGUUAUUUUACACUGCAAUCAAAAUCUGACUGGUGGAUUUAAAGAUGUUGGUUGGCGUAAAGAUGGGAAUCUUCUUUUUAACUACAGCCCAGUACUAAACCAAACUGUAAUCAACUACACAUCAAACAGGAUGCAGGUUGACCCUCAAAAUCCAAGAAAACUACAGAUAUCUGAUGUACACAUUUCAGAUGCAGGAUUAUACAAGUGUUUUCCAUUAAACCUGCAGUGGAGAUUGAACAUUAACGUUUUCACCACUUCUUUACAGCAGAUUAACAAAACUGCUUCGCCUGGUGAAACUGUUAUUUUACACUGCAAUCAAAAUCUGACUGGUGGAUUUAAAGAUGUUGGUUGGCGUAAAGAUGGGAAUCUUCUUUUUAACUACAGCCCAGUACUAAACCAAACUGUAAUCAACUACACAUCAAACAGGAUGCAGGUUGACCCUCAAAAUCCAAGAAAACUACAGAUAUCUGAUGUACACAUUUCAGAUGCAGGAUUAUACAAGUGUUUUCCAUUAAACCUGCAGUGGAGAUUGAACAUUAACGAGACUCAACUAGGCAGAAAACGUCUAUUCAUCCUAGUUUUCUCAGUAACAACAGCAUGUGUUGCAGUGUGUCUCUUUUUAUUCUGUGCUGUGUGUCUUCACAGGAAAUGUAAAAAAACUGAGACAUUUGAUAACAGAGACACAAUGGAUGAACCUCAAUCACAUCGAGGAAGAGUUAACCGCAAUCAGGCCAGCCAGUAUUUUGAGAGAUUUAACUCAGUCUAUGGACAAAUUCAGAUCUGAAGAUUUCUCAGGAACAUCACAGGUCUUUGCCUUCUGUGGGAACAUAGCAAGUGGAGGCUCAUCUGGGAUCUUACUAGAUAGAUUAGAAUAAAAUUAUAUUGGAUUAUUGCUGUAAAAUGCAGUGUGUUCUACCUGACUGUGCAUCAGAUUGAUAAUGAAUCCAAAAAUGCAUCCCAUAUUACAACAAAACUGCACAGUCCUGAAGACUUUCUGCCAAAGAAAAACACAGAUCUACCUCUGACUGGAUGGACAGUAUUUUCAUUCAUAAAUAAUCUGUUUACAUUCUUAAAUUAGUCAUUCCAAAGUAUGAAUAUUCUUUCAAUCCAUUUUGUUGUUUAAUGUAUGUUGUUUUUUUUAUCAUUGUCUUGUUGGUUUCUGGUGAUAUAUUGUAGCAUUGUCAGUUCUAAGAAAUUGUUAAAUUGCAAAUUGCUCAACUGGGUAUUUUUUGUCAUUAUACUCAUCAUACCCAAGUAUAUAUUCCCUGUUCAAAAUCAUAUAAAUACAGUAUUAUUAAUGUGAUCAGAAACCAUUGAGGGUGCAUUUCAAUAGUGGAUUUCAACACUAGAAAUUGUAUAUGUGCGCUCAAGUAAACAAGUCAAGUCAAGUCAAGUUUAUUUGUAUAGCGCU